This is a messenger RNA of Spea bombifrons (plains spadefoot toad), 1590 nucleotides long. RefSeq names its product SPARC (osteonectin), cwcv and kazal like domains proteoglycan 2 (gene SPOCK2). The coding region runs from base 74 to 1333 and encodes 419 amino acids. The record is from RefSeq and is a predicted model, not a curated record. NCBI's taxonomy places the organism in Eukaryota, Metazoa, Chordata, Amphibia, Anura, Pelobatidae. Gene Ontology annotation, molecular function: calcium ion binding; protein binding. The transcript has 10 exons.
AUCUGGAGCUGAGCAUCAGGACCAAGAGCAUCCUUUCUGCCGCUCUCCCCCGCAUCACCCAGCCAUAGCCAGGAUGAGGAAUCCGGGGGGAUCCUGUCUCUUCCUCCUGCCCCUGUUGUUGCCCCUCGCGUGGACUCAGGGAGACGGAAAAGAAGUGGAGAAUACAGGCAAUUUCAUGGAGGAUGAGCAAUGGCUGUCCUCCAUCAACCAGUACAGCGGCAAGAUCAAGCACUGGAACCGCUUCAGAGAUGAUGAUUAUAUCAAGAGUUGGGAGGAUAACCAGCCAGGAGAUGAAGCUCUUGACACCACAAAGGACCCCUGCCAAAAAGUGAAAUGUAGCAGACACAAGGUUUGUGUUGCCCAUGGUUACCAGAAAGCCAUGUGCGUCAGUCGCAAGAAGUUAGAGCACAGAAUCAAGCAACCUAAUGUGAAACUCCAUGGAAACAAAGAGACCCUUUGCAAGCCCUGUGUCGUGACCCAGCCUGCAUCUGUCUGUGGCUCUGAUGGCCACACAUACAGCUCUGUGUGCAAGCUAGAGCAACAGGCUUGUCUUAGCAGUAAACAGCUGACUGUAAGAUGCCAUGGCUCCUGUCCAUGCCCGACUGAACAGGCUACCACCACUACGGCAGACGGUGCCAAACAAGGUGAAACAUGCACUGGUCAAGACUUAGCUGAUCUGGGCGACCGUCUGCGAGACUGGUUCCAGCUCUUGCAUGAAAACGCCAAACAGAACAGCUCCUCCAAUACAGGCGCAAAAUCCAUAAAUGUGCUGGAUAAGACGCUAGUGGCCAGCUGCAAAGACUCCAUCGGAUGGAUGUUUUCCAAGCUUGAUUCCAACAAUGACCUUUUCCUGGACCAGGCGGAGCUGGCAGCUAUCAACCUGGACAAGUAUGAGAUAUGCAUCCGGCCCUUCUUCAAUUCAUGUGACACCUACAAGGAUGGACGAGUCUCCACUGCUGAAUGGUGCUUCUGCUUCUGGAGAGAGAAGCCACCAUGCCUUGCAGAACUUGAAAAAGUUCAAAUCCAAGAGGCUGCUAAGAAAAAACCAGGUGUGUUCAUUCCCAGCUGUGAUGAAGAUGGGUAUUAUAGGAAGAUGCAGUGUGAUCAGACAAGUAAGGAAUGCUGGUGCGUGGAUCAACAUGGCGUGGAACUGACAGGAACAAGAAUACACGGAAACCCAGAUUGUGAUGACAUGGUUGGAUUCUCUGGGGAUUUUGGGAGCGGUGUUGGAUGGGAAGAUGAGGAAGAAAAAGAGACAGAAGAUGCUGGGGAAGAAGCAGAAGAAGAAGAAGGAGAAACGGGCGAGGCAGAUGAUGGAGGCUAUAUCUGGUAGAAACAUACUAGUAAAGUCCUGCCUGGGUCUUGCAGCCAAUUUGGAAGACUGCAGUUAAUAGUAAUCAGACACCACAGUGAUCAGGAAAAACAGCUGAAUGUACAUUAUAUUUCAACAGAAAUUGUGUGUGUGAGCAUGCAAGUGUGCCUGUUGAUCGAUUGCUUUGAGAUUGCAGCUCAUGCCCCCUCCUCAUACUAAUCUAGAUGAACUGUUCUUCUGCAGAAAUGCAAACAUGUUUGUUAUUUUCCUUACAAAAA